AAAAUAAAAAAUAAAUACAAAUAAAUCUAAUAUAUAUGAUCUGUCAGGUUAAAUUUAAUUCGAAUUUCUAGUUGAUAAGUUUAAUAUAAUUUAAAUCAAUUCAAAAUGCGUUUUAAUAAACAAGAGUUAAUUACGCUAGCCACACAACCGUCAAAUAAGUUUGAAAAGGAAGGUGUUUUAUUUGUAAGGGAACGUCAAGAAAGUUUUUUUAGAAGAUCGGAAAAAUCCAAAAAAAUAAACUUGAGUGCAGUGGCGUGCGUUACAGGACGGGGGGAUCACGGAAAUAAAGGAAGGAAAUCCGAUAGUGGGUUACGCAGCCUUAGUUGCGUGGGCAGUGUUUUAAAAGUUUCCUUAGAGAGAUGGUGUCGACUUCGUGGUAAUUUACUAUUUUAUUUUAAAUCGCGCGAUCAAUGGUCAGAGCCGUUAGGUGUAAUUGUAUUAGAACAGUGUAAUGUACGAUUAGAACCACCUACAUCAAAUGUUCCACCACAAAUUGAAGGGCAAUAUCCAUUUUAUAUUGUGUUUACUGGAGGUCUUUGUCAAACAUUAGCUGCAAAUUCUGAAGUGGAACGUUCGGAUUGGAUAAAUCUAUUAAGUCGUGCAAGUUAUUCAAAUAUGCGGCUACAAUUGCAAACACUAAGGCAAUGUAUUGAACGUAAACCACGUAAAAAUCAUAUGACAAUCUCAGAAUGGCGGGAAAAACGUGGUAUUGUUUUAGAUAUGAACGAAUUGCCAUUAUGUGAAGUAUCAUUAGCAUGUGAUAAUUUAUUAUGCGAUGGUAAUGGACAACCACCAAAUCCUGCAAUAGCCGUUCAUGCAUUCAUGCCAUCAUCUAGAUUGUGGUUGGAAUAUGCUACCACAGAAUUAGUUGAAAAAUGUAGUAAUGCAAUAUUUUUAACUACAAUUGGAUUCCGUGCAAGCGAUGGUUUAACAAGUGAUUCACAAAUUCGAUUCAUUGUUUACGAUGUACGUGAAAAAGUUUCACAAACUGCCAUACCAAUAGGCUCAGCAUGUAUACCAUUAAGUUCAUUACAAGAUGCAGCCAGAUUACGUGUGCCAUUACAAGAACCAAACACAAAGAAUACAGUUGGUUUUUUAACAUUAAAUUCAUGGACUUUGGAAGCUGAAGAUCGUGGAUCAAGUACAGAACACACACCAUGUCGAUCGAUACCAAACAAUAAUAAAACUCAGAUUUUAUCACAUCGAAGAUCACAAUCAUUACCACCACGAUUGGGUGUUAAAUUACGUUUGCCUACACAGGCUGAAUUACGUUUAAUUUUCUCAAAUAUUUACUUAAAAACGUAUCGCUUUCAUUCCGGCUUGGGUGGUGAUAUUUGUGUUUAUGAGCUUAUGGCCGAAAGUCGAUUAUGUUUCACAUUUCCACAGCAAUUAUUACAUGUUUGGAUGACACAAGAAAAAGAGUUGUUACAAGAAGUUGCUGGAAUGGGCGAAUUACGUGAACCAUGGCAUUCAAGACAGAUUGAACUGUUAGAUAGGCAUUUACAUAUGUUACGGUUAUAUUCACAAGCUAGAGAAAAUUUACAAGCUCAUAAAGGUACUAUGUUUAAACCAAGCUCUCGUAAAAGUGAUAGAACAUUAGAAUUUGCACCAGUGAAUCUUCACUUUCAACGUAUGUGGGUACAUAAUGAUACAUUAAACAAAUCAGGCUUUUAUGAUAUUGUCACUGUUGGUGCAUUUACUGCACAUGGCCAUAAAUCUAAAAAUGGUGGUCUUAUUAAAUUAGUACAACAAUUAAAGGAAUCACCUUUAAAAGGUACACAAAAUCAAGGUUCUAGUAAAAUAAAUAUGGCCUACGAUGCUAUUCAAGCAAUAAAGCUAUUGAGACGUGAAAUUGUUGAAGCAAUGAAAACUUUAAUGCGUUUAGCUAAAGAAAAACAAACGAAUGGAAUGAUUCCUAUUUGUGAUGAAAUGAUUUCAAAGACACGAAUAUUAUUAAGUUUAUGGGAUCCAGGAUUAGUUGAAGAAGCGUUAAAUUUUGUUGAAGAGCAUAAAAUAGCACCCAAUAAUGACGAUUCUGGUGUUAGUGAAGAUUUCAGUUUAGAUAAUAUGCGGCCAUCAUUAACACUUUCACCAUUUAAACGUAUAACACAACAAUUAACAUCGUUAGAUUUAAAAUCACCAGAUUUAGAUGAUUUUGCAACGCCAUGUACUCCACGUAAUGUUGAAGAUAUUUGGAAAUUACCCGAUGGUUCUACAAAAUUACAAUCAUUACAGAAAAAAGAUGAUACUAAAACAAUCGAAAAUUUAACAGCAGACGUAUGGAAUUUAAAAAUGCAAAGCUUAAAUGAUUCACAACGUUCAGAUACCACGUAUAAUUCAAAAACUGAUGAUAAUCAAUUUAUUGUGUAUCCAGAUGUGGAUAAUGAAGCAGAUUCUACGGCCACAUCCUUAGAUAAGAAGAGCGAUGAUGAACAAAAGAAAUCUAUUGAGAAGAGUAAUGAACAAGAUUUAGGUAAAAUAUUUUUAGAUACAAAAGUAAUGUCUUCAUCACCGUCGGCCAAUUAUUAUAAGCCUACUGAUGAGCCAGAACCUUGGGACCUGACACAACUUAAUAUUGAAGCUAGUGUAAUGUGUUUAGUGAGUAAAGUGAAGUUUUUGUGUGGACGUUGUGGUAGUCCUGCAGUUCGAUUACGUGGCCAAAAAACCGUCACACGUUCACGUAGUUUUAGAACACAAUCAAUAAAUAAUCAACAAAAAUCUGAAGAUAAAUCAGAGAAUGUUGUUACAAAUCAACCACAGAAGACUGAAGAAAAAACUGAGCCAUUAAAUACGGGUGAAGAAUUAGCAAAAGUUGUGAAUACUGUACAACGUGUUGUACGAAAUGGAAAUAAAUUUACAGAAGGAUUAGACUUAGCAACUCUUACCGAUUGGGCUGCAGAAUUACGACCAAGCAUGAGGAAGUUACGACAAGCAAUGGAUGGAUUGCUAAAAACAGCUCGAUUAGCACAUUCUGUUCUCCGAUUACAACAAGACAAUCGAACUGCUCAAAGAGCUUGUAAUGUACGAUAUAGAAGAGAUGUUUGCUUCUCACAAGCGCUAACAUCAUUAGUAAGUGGUUUAAUGGCUCGAUUAUGGUGUCAAAAACCCGAUCCAGCGUUUAUAGUUAGUUUAACUGCACUGGGGCCCCUUGCUUGUUUCGAAGGAUUAUUAAGUUAUUAUGGUGAUGAAAUUGAUAUGUAUGGUGAUAUGUCUGUUGCUGUUGAAGAUCUACGAACUGUUACAUUUACACUUACACAUUCACCUGUCCUAAGCAAUCAUCAACAACAAAUAUUACCCCAACCAAAAAUAACUGGAUGUCGAAACUCACUUGUGGUUCUACUUCCGGUUCCAGAUGCCGUAUAUUCCUUACUUCCAUCUAGACAGAAUGUUUCAUUUCAUGUGACUCCUGUAUUCUUUAAUGUAGGCAUAAAUGAAAUGGCAACACUAGCUGAAAGUUUAGGAGCAACGCGGCCACAAGAACGUUCAAAUGUUGAUAAUUUCGAACGAUUAAAUGAAUAUUUUUUACGAUUUAGAAAAUUAAAUUUACCAACAUCGACGCCGAUUAAUGCUCGAAUUUCUUCAUGUAAUUCAACAAAUAAGCCAUUGAAUGAUUUAAUCGAUUUGCUGAGAGUAGCAGUAAAUAGCAAUAAAAGUAAGAAUGUUGAAAUUUUGCAUCUUUCAGCUCAGAUAUGUAGAACAAUGAAAGGAUUACGUUAUACAAGUUGUAAAAGCGGAAAAGAUCGCACGGGCAUGUCAGUAACAUUAGAACAAUGCCAAAUUUUAGUUUCUGAUUAUCAUUUAGCUGAACAUGAAUUUCCUAGGGCUCUAGAUUGUAUGAGAAGCGAGGGAUGUCGUCGUGAAAAUGCACAGAAGAAUAUUGGAAUACGAAAAUACGCAUUCAAUAGUUUACAGUUAUUUACAUUUCCAAGACUGUACAGGCCACCGGCUGGAACGUAUGGCACUGCUCAGACUUAAAACAUAAAAUUUUAUCAAUUGUUAUUUAUUAUUAUUUAUU
This is a messenger RNA of Chrysoperla carnea, 4015 nucleotides long. Its product is annotated as inositol polyphosphate-4-phosphatase type I A. Bases 106 to 3975 code for a protein of 1289 amino acids. The transcript has 15 exons. Gene Ontology annotation, cellular component: cytoplasm. Gene Ontology annotation, molecular function: phosphatidylinositol-3,4-bisphosphate 4-phosphatase activity. Lineage: Eukaryota; Metazoa; Arthropoda; Insecta; Neuroptera; Chrysopidae. The record is from RefSeq and is a predicted model, not a curated record.